AAACACAUAAACUACACAGUCGCAUCGGUGAUUUGCUGCUGGUUGCCAAGAUACAAUUGGGAAACCCUCGACUGCUACUAAUCAGCUGGUGAGCACAACCCUAUUUCUCUAAUGGCCGGUGAGAACAAAUCCAGUAAGGACAAGAAGAGAAAGCAGUAUCUCCCCUACAAUAAGCCUGUGAAGAAGAAAGGAGCCUAUCCUUUGCACCCAGGAGUGCAGGGCUUCUUCAUCACUUGCGAUGGUGGCAGGGAACGUCAAGCCUCUCGUGAGGCCAUUAAUAUUAUAGACUCUUUUUAUGAAGAGCUAGUUGAUGGGAAGGGUAGCAAUGUCAAGCUUGAAGAGUCAUCCAAUAAACCUUUAAAUAAGAAAAUCAAGUUCUCAUACUCUGAUGACGAUAGUGAUGGUAGUGAGGUGGAGGAGGGGGAGAAAGAGGGGGAAGGGGGGAAGACAAAAAGUAAAUCUGAUGCUUGUGAAAACAAUGAUGCUAGUCUUGAAAAUCUGGCUGAUGGGAAGGCAGAUAUUCAUGGUUUAAAUGACGCAUGUCAUGGAAAUCAAACUGAAGAAGAGGUUAAGAAUAAAGAAAGCACUCUGAAACCUAAAAAUGAACAGAGUGCAGCUGAUGGGCCACCAAUAAAGAAACAAUGCCUCGAAGCAGGUAUCUCAAAGUGUGGUUCUGUUCAUGACAAAGUGGAGUUUAAAUCUAUUGACAAGCUUAUUGAAGAGGAACUCAAAGAACUUGGAGAUAAGAGUAAGAGGCGCUUUGUCAACCUUGAUUCAGGUUGUAAUGGUGUGGUCUUUGUUCAAAUGCAGAGGAAUAAUGGAGAUCCUAGUCCAAAAGAUAUUGUGCAGCAUAUGAUGACAUCUGCAGCUUCGUCUAGGAAACACAUGUCAAGGUUCAUCUUAAGAGUGUUACCGGUUGAAGUGGCUUGCUAUUCAUCAGAGGGGGAGAUCUCGAAAGCAAUGGAAACUCUUGUGGGUCAUUAUUUUCCAGUGGAAACCGAAAACCCACAUAAGUUUGCAGUACUGUAUGAAGCCCGGGCGAACAGUGGUAUUGACAGGAUGAAAAUUAUCAAUUCAGUGGCAAAGUCUGUUCCUGGACCUCAUAAAGUUGAUCUCAGCAAUCCUGACGUGACAAUUAUAGUACAGAUUGUCAAGACUGUUUGUUUGAUUGGGGUUGUUGACAAGUACAAGGAGUUGUCUAAGUACAACUUGAGGCAGCUCACUUCAGCAAAGCAGUAGCAGUUGCAGUUGGUGCUAUUUAGGCUCGUUCAUCUAGACGAGAGGUUUGGUGAGUUAGAAUAUUGAACGGAAAUAUGGAAUUAUUUAGGCACGUUGCUUAGCAUUAUUGUAAACCACCUUCACUCUUUGGCUUGAAUGGAAAGAGCCAAAUUACUGAUUUUCCUUGAUGUCUUAAUUUUAACAUUUAGAUGUUGAGAUGGCUCCAGUACACCCUGGUGUGAAAUUAUAUAGUUUAUUGAUGUAACAUUAUUUGUUAGAUGGUGUUUAUGAAUCCACUAUUCUAUCCCUUA
Molecule: messenger RNA, 1529 nt
Organism: Tripterygium wilfordii
Lineage: Eukaryota; Viridiplantae; Streptophyta; Magnoliopsida; Celastrales; Celastraceae
Product: THUMP domain-containing protein 1 homolog
Exons: 7
Coding region: 112-1239 (375 amino acids)
Biological process (GO): tRNA modification
Molecular function (GO): RNA binding
Source: RefSeq, a predicted model, not a curated record